ACCGCGGGGAGUGACGUUGUUUGAAAAAAAUAUUUCAACGGCGACAAGCCUGGGCUGCGGGCGUUUAGAGCGCGGGUCGCUGUUAACAGUUGGCUGCGGAAAUUUCGCCUCUGUAGGCUUGGAUCCGCAAAGCAGCAAUGGCGGGGAACCCAAGGGACCGAGCAAUGCCGAAGAUGGUAAGCCUCAUGAGGCUGGAAGAAGAAUCGCAGAAUCUAUGGAGACAACUUCUUGAUAAUGUUGACAAGACAGACUUUUUGUGGAUGGAGGAGAUUCUUGAAGAGGCGCAAAAGAUGUUCAGCAGCAGCUUCAAUGGCAAACAGUUGCUGAUGCCCAAAACUCCAUCACAGAAAAAUCGCCAGAAAAAGAGUCGUAUUUCAUCUGCUAAGCACGACCAGUUUGUCAAAAAGAGAUUAUCAAAAAGAAAUGGUAACCAGGCAAGUCUGCAACAUGAAAGAGAUCUGACUAUUUUUGCAGAGAAUAUAUCACCUUGUUGCCGUGUGACUAGGUCUCGUGCUGCCAGGUCAGCCAGGACCUCAGAAAAUUCUGUUCAGAAAGCUACUGUUCCUUUAGCUAAAGGGAGAAUAGCACUAGUGGAAAUUAGUGCUAAUGAGAGGCACAGUGCUGAAUUGCACUUUAAAAAAACACCACCCCCGGAAAAGAAGGUUUCACUGAGCAUCCCAUUGUCAUCUCAAGAGACCUCUACAAACAGAGAGCAACCUCUGUCCAGAGUUUCUUUGAUUGUGAUCCCAGAUACCCCUGAAGCACAAAUAAAAAAAGAGGGGCGAGGAGCUUCCAAGCUGAAAAUUGCUAAUGGGUCAAUUGCCAAAACCACUAAAAGUAAAGAACCCAUCACAGAUGAGAAGACUGCAUGUGCUCAACAACAAGAGAAUUGUCAACCUUCUGAUAUGGAAGUCAAGUUGAACCUCAGUGAAGAUCCAUGGACACCCCGAGUACCAAAAGAAAAACGUCAGUCAGUGCGGCGAAGCCUAAUGGGUAGGCCAUCCCUAAAAUGCAGCACCUCUUUGGUUGCACGGUGCUCACUAAGUGCCAAAAGGAAAAGAGCUGUCCAGAAAUCUAUGUUGAAGCGUAAAGCAUCCCAGCAGUCAUCCAGUGCUUCUGGGCACCCAAGCUCCCCAGCAGCUGUGCAUUCAGAAGAUGAGGAAACAGCAACCGAAUCUACGUCAGAGCUAGAUCCCUCUUCUGAUUCUCAAGGGCAUGCUAUUGAAACCAUGAGGACAACACCAAAUUCACAGAAGGCCAGCAUGACUGCAAAUCUCCAGGCUCAAGAAGAUCCGCAAAAAGGAGAACACAAGGUGGGCAGCCCUGAAAAGAGUGAAGAAAUUCGAAAACCAUCCCAGAACGUUGGGAGACAAGCAAGUUAUAAAAGAGCGCUUGGUGAUCUAGAGGAUGAACAAGAGAAGCUCUCUCCACCAAGAAAAAAGGUUCCGUCUCCUUACCUUGCCAGCAAGGUUGUCCGGCCAUUCAAGACAUUCUUGCACACAGUGCAGAAGAACCAAAUGCUUAUGGGAACCCCAAGCUCUGUGAGCCGAAGCUGUACAGUAAAAUCAUUCCUCAAGCAAAACACUCCUUUAAGGACCACUCCCCAGGGAGGGUUUGUUGAAAAGGAAAAGCAACGGUUGGAAAACCUUCGGAAAAAGGAAGAAGCUGAAAAAUAUCGAAAACAGAAACUGGAAGAACAGAAGAGGAAGCAACAAGAAGAGAUGAGGCGGAAACGUGAAGAACGCCUUCGCAAGGUGCAACAGGCUCGAGAGCGGGCAGAACAGAUGGAGGAGGAGAAGAAAAAGAGGCUUGAGCAAAAGCUGGCUCAACAUGAGGAGAAAAAUGAGAAGGUACGAGAGGAAAAAUUAGCAGAAGACAAAGUUAAGAAGAAAGUGGCUGCUAAGAAGCUGGAGGAAAUUGAAGCCCGGCGCAAACAAGAUGAAGAAGCCCGCAAACAGAAAGCUCUGCAGCUGGAGGAGGAGGAACGUAGGCACAGGGAGUUAAUGCAGAAGAGGAAAGAGGAGGAGGAGCAGGAGAAAGCACGAAAGGCUGCAGAGCAGCGCCAGGCAGAACUAGAGAGGGAGAAAAAUCUGGCUGCUGAGAGAGAACUGCAGAAGAAGAAGGAGCAGGAAAAGCUGCGGGCACAACGGGAAUAUGAACGACAAGAGAAAGAGAAGGUGACACGCUUGCAGAAAGAGGUUAUAGCAGCAGCGAAAGAGAAGGAGCGUCUUAGAAAAGAGGAAGAGGAGAAUGAAAGGAAAAGGAAAGAACAAUUGAAGCAAGAAGAGGAACAAAAGGCAGCAGAGGCCAAGACGGCUAGCAAACAACUGAAUGUGACGGUAGAUAUUCAGAACUCACCUUGUAAUUCAUAUGAGAUGACACCACAGAGCCACAAGCACCCCAAGGUUAACAUUGACGAUUAUGGGAUGGAUUUGAAUAGUGAUGACUCAACAGAUGAUGAAAGCCGGCCACGCAAGCCAAUCCCUGCAUGGGCUUCUGGAAAUCAACUGACCCAAGCUGUCAUGCACCAAUAUUACAAUCCAUCUAAUGUCAGGAGGUUAUUUGGUGUUGUGAAAAGUCCAAACCUGGAAGAAAUCUUCUAUAAGAGCAAACCACGCUAUUUUAAACGCACCAGUUCUGCAGUUUGGAACUCUCCACCAUUCCCAGGCGGCAAAUCUGUAUCAUCUAAUUUCAAGAGAUGGUGAUAUAUUUCAGAGCUGUUUGAUAUUUUAAACAUGUACAACUGGUUUCACCUUAUAAUGUUAAUAAAAUUUUUUCUAUUUGAAACUC
Molecule: messenger RNA, 2790 nt
Organism: Anolis carolinensis (green anole)
Lineage: Eukaryota; Metazoa; Chordata; Lepidosauria; Squamata; Anolidae
Product: inner centromere protein
Exons: 19
Coding region: 138-2705 (855 amino acids)
Biological process (GO): metaphase chromosome alignment; meiotic spindle midzone assembly; mitotic cytokinesis
Cellular component (GO): chromosome passenger complex; nucleus; kinetochore
Source: RefSeq, a predicted model, not a curated record